Messenger RNA from Plenodomus lingam JN3, 384 nucleotides. NCBI's taxonomy places the organism in Eukaryota, Fungi, Ascomycota, Dothideomycetes, Pleosporales, Leptosphaeriaceae. The record is from RefSeq and is a predicted model, not a curated record.
AUGCCGAAUCUGGACGAAAAGCCAUUUACCAGCGGAGUCGGAAUGGAGAAUGUGAGCGAGCUUGUGUUGUUGGUUCUGCCAAAGUCAAAGUCUCGUCACUCUAGCGUGGCGAACGAUGCACGGCUCUUUCAAGGAACAAGGAAGGCGUCAACGAAUAUGGCGAUAGGAGCGCGGCAACCGGAAGCUUGUUCAAUUUUUCAAAGUAUCUGUGUGCCAGCUCAGUCCAGUCGGGUGACUAGCUGGACGUUUCGACAUGCCCUACCCUGCACGCGAAGAGCUUAUCACCAACGGGCAGAUCAACAAGACAACGGUGGAUUAAGAACAUUCUACGGCACCUGGAAAUUGGGAGGCGUUGUCUGGUGUGUAUGGCUACCACAGAUGUGA